Alosa alosa (allis shad) is the source of this 5476-nucleotide messenger RNA. RefSeq names its product forkhead box P1b (gene foxp1b). Gene Ontology annotation, cellular component: nucleus. NCBI's taxonomy places the organism in Eukaryota, Metazoa, Chordata, Actinopteri, Clupeiformes, Clupeidae. Gene Ontology annotation, molecular function: RNA polymerase II cis-regulatory region sequence-specific DNA binding; DNA-binding transcription repressor activity, RNA polymerase II-specific. Gene Ontology annotation, biological process: regulation of transcription by RNA polymerase II. The record is from RefSeq and is a predicted model, not a curated record.
UUUUCUUUUAGAUGUUCAAUGAAGAUCUGCAAUGAAUGUUGUUUACCCCAGCAGGUGGAUAUGACGUCAUGCGGACUUGGAACACAAAAAAUAACAAACAUCCAAAUCCGCGAUUCCCUUUUUCUUUCAAGGCGCAUUAAAGUGUAAUAACAUCAGAAGGAUCGCCCCUCAUAUUCCAGACAGAAGGUGGUGUGAAACCGUAGAAUCCCUCCGUGAAUACAGCGGGGAUCUCUUGUUUCGCACCAAGAGUUAGUUCCCCGAGCGGAGUAAUAUUGUUAGUAUUUACUGUCGUUGUUGCAUGCUUUCUUGGUAUACAAGAUCGCACGUAUAGUUGAUUAUUUCAAGACUAGAAUUGCGCUCGCUGCGAUUAUCAGCCACAAUCGAAUUCCGUGACGCCAAAGCUGCCUCCACCCGUUCACCUCCUCAUGGUCCAGCCCUCCGUGGCGCUCAGCUGAAUUCUCACUGGCAGAAUGGAGUGUCAGUCUCCUCAGAGCGAGUGAUAGAAGUCGGAGGACACCAGUGGUCACAUCCUGUGGAGCCAGGGAUCACAGUACAGGCAAGGAGGCUGAACUUGUUAAGCUGAGACGGAAGAUUGCUUUAAACAAGGCAGUCCUUGGAGAAGGUUUUUAAGUCAUGAUGCAAGAAUCUGGGACGGAGACGACGAGCAACGGUCCCGCCAGUCAGAACGGAGUGGCCAGCGCAGCGGAGACCGGGGUGAGGGACGUGCGCUCCAAAAGUGCCACGCCCUCCACUGACAUCACCGCCGCUGACCUCGUGAACCUCCAGCAGCAGCAGGCUCUACAAGUUGCUCGCCAGAUUCUCCUCCAGCAACAGCAACAACAGCAACAACAACAGCAGCAGCAGCAGCAGCAGCAGCAGCAGCAGCAGCAGCAGUCUCAUCAACAGCAGAGUGGUGCCAUUAAAUCUCCUAAGAGCAGCGAGAAGCCAGCCGGACUACAGGUCCCAGUGUCCCUGGCUAUGAUGACACCGCAGGUGAUAACUCCCCAGCAGAUGCAGCAGAUCCUUCAGCAGCAGGUCCUGAGCCCUCAGCAGCUCCAGGUCCUGCUCCAGCAGCAGCAGGCUCUCAUGUUACAACAGCAGCAACUCCAAGAGUUCUACAAGAAGCAGCAGGAGCAGCUUCACCUACAGCUGUUACAACAGCAGCAUGGCACCAAGCAACAGACUAAAGAGCAGGUGUCCCAGGCCCAGCAGAUGGCCUUCCAGCAGCAGCUCCUGCAGGUCCAGCAGCUCCAGCAGCAGCACCUGCUCAACCUGCAGAGGCAGGGCCUCCUGACCAUCCAGCCCGGACAGAGCCCACUGCCCCUACACUCGCUCACUCAGGGCAUGAUUCCAGCCGAGCUGCAGCAGCUGUGGAAAGAGGUGUCGAACGCUCAUGUGAAGGAGGAGAACAACAACAACAACAAUAACAGCAACGCCAUCAGCGGCGGUGGCAACGGAGGUGGCAGCAGCAGCAACGGGCACCGCGGUCUGGAUCUGUCGUCGCCGACGCCCGCCAAGAACCAUCUGCUCAACCAGCACCCAGCCACCAACGGCCAGUACAUGGGCCUGAAGAGGGAAGGCUCCACGCUGGAGGACCUCACUCACCACGGUCAUCCUCUGUAUGGCCACGGCGUGUGCAAGUGGCCGGGCUGUGAGGCCGUCUUCGACGACUACCAGGCAUUCCUCAAGCAUCUGAACGGUGAGCACGCCCUGGACGACCGCAGCACGGCACAGUGUCGAGUGCAGAUGCAGGUGGUCCAGCAGCUGGAACUACAGUUAGCGAAAGACAAGGAACGUCUGCAAGCUAUGAUGACUCAUCUACACGUCAAGUCCACUGAGCCCAAAAGCACCCCACAGCCUCUGAACCUGGUGUCCAGCAUCACCCUGUCGAAGACGGCCCCGGCGUCGCCGCCACUCAGCCUGCCCCAGACCCCCACCACGCCCACCACCCCCCUGACGCCGCUGUCGCAGGCCCACCCCGUCAUCACCCCCACCAGCCUGCACAGCGUGGGGCCCAUGCGACGCCGCUACUCCGACAAGUACAACAUGCCAAUCUCCCCAGACAUCGUGCAGAACAAAGAGUUCUACAUGAACGCGGAUGUCCGGCCUCCGUUCACGUACGCCUCUCUAAUCAGACAGGCAAUCCUGGAGUCGCCGGAGAAACAGCUAACACUAAACGAGAUCUACAACUGGUUCACGCGGAUGUUUGCCUACUUCAGACGCAACGCGGCCACGUGGAAGAACGCAGUCCGGCAUAAUCUUAGUCUUCACAAGUGUUUUGUACGAGUAGAAAAUGUAAAAGGGGCGGUGUGGACGGUGGACGAGCUAGAGUUCCAAAAGCGACGGCCACAGAAGAUCAGCGGCAGCCCGGCCUUGGUGAAAAACAUCCAGACUAGUUUGGCGUACGGCCCUGCCCUCUCUGCCGCCUUUCAGGCUUCAAUGGCAGAAAACAACAUACCUCUCUACACUACUGCCUCCAUUGGAAGUCCCACUCUGAGCUCGCUGGCGAAAGCCAUCCAGGAGGAGAUGAACGGGGCGCUGGAGCAUGGAAACAGCAACGGCAGUGACAGCAGCCCGGGACGCUCCCCUUUGCCAGCUAUGCAUCACAUCAGUGUUAAAGAGGAGCCACUGGACCCUGAAGAUCACGAAGGGCCCCUCUCCCUUGUGACAACAGCCAAUCACAGUCCAGACUUUGAUCACCACAGAGAUUAUGAGGAUGACCAAGGGAACGAUGACAUGCUGUAAGGCCGGCCGCUCCGGCCCCUCCCCCUCCCACGCCUCCCUCCCUCCCCCGCCUCCCCCCAUAGCCUAUGGGGCUGAACUAACUCAAGUCAUCUGUGAGGUCACAGCAAAGACAGACAUAAAACCACACAUAAACACACACACACAAACACACACACACAAACACACACACACACAUACACACAAGACUGGAUUGUCAAUCCUCUGUUGACAGCUAUAAAAUGUUUUGAUGAACUUUUAGUGCCAUUACAAACAGUGAAAUACACGUGCACAACAACAACAACAACAACAAGACAACAACAAGAAAAUCUAUUCCAUUUGGGAGUAUUUUUAUUUGUACUUUUGGUUUUAAGAGAAGAAGAGGGGAAAAAAGUCAUUUCUACAAAUCAUGUUAUUGGAUAGACCUGUUUGGUACUGGGGGACUUUUACGUGGUCAGCGUGGCUUAGAGGUCAAAGUUCACAAGUGGACAAAGGACUAUUUGCAGCUGACAGAGACUGCUGACAUUGACUCUGAGACUCACUGAAUCUGACCUGGAGAAGGGGGUGCACACACAUGCACACACUCACACAUACGUUUAUACACAUACACUCAACCUUCACAUUCACCCCUGAAAUGGACCUCUCCAUGUGUGUGAGCUAGCGUAUUGUGUAUUAACUGUGUGUAUUAAGUUCAUCCUCACUGCCUUCAACUUGUCAUUUGUUUUUUGCUUCUAUCACGGUCGAGGAGACUUUUUUGUGUAUGUGUCUCGAGGGGGGUGGGUGCAACAGAAUCUAAACAUUGGGUCUCUCACUGUUGCUAUGUUUAGUUUGUUUGAUUUUUGUUUUUUCCUCUAAACUGAUCAGACCUCAUCGCCAUGCUGUGGAGAUUCCGUAUGGUCAGCACACAAUGAUGAAUGUUUAUGAUUUUUCCUUCCAUGUUGUUCCAUUUGAAUUUCUUUUAUUCUUUUUUUAUAUAUAUAUAUAUAAAUAUAAAUAUAUAUAUAAAUAUACUGUAUGUAUAUACACAUGCAAACAGAAUGUCAGAUGCCGAGUAGUAUUUUUCUGUCAUUUAUUCCGCGUGCUUCAGAAUGCCAGCUCUCUCCAACAUGUAGCCCUGCUGCACUACCACCUCAAUGAAGUCCAUCGGCAAUGCACUACUUAUAAUGAAGGCUCUCUCCACGCAUCAAUGAAGUUUAAUUUCACAUGGGAAUGAAUGACAGAGAAAUCAUGCAGGUUAAGAUUUAUCAUUACCAAAUUAUACUUUCAAAAACUCUCCCUCCUUCCAAGCAGGGCGUGUUAGCCGUGGCCAAAUCACCCAUCUCGACACCGGUCUGAACAGAAAUGAAAUGUCAGACUGAGGCGGUGAGAUAAUACUUCACACCAACUAAUUGUGUUUUUUCUUUCUUUCUGUCUUUCUUUCGUUCUCUCUCUGUCUCUCUCUCUCUUCUUUAUCCUCCCAUUCCUCAACGCAAGCGUCAAAUAAGCAAAUGAAACUUCCCAAGCUUUUUUUCUUUCCCCGUUCUUGUCAUUUCAAGCGUCAAGGGGACCCUGCAGCCAUGCUCAGAGACUUUCAAAAAGUGCAUUCCCUUUAGUUUGUACUGCACGUGCGGCCAGCCAAUUCCUCUUUUGCUUUUAUUAGUUAUUAUUUGUAAUUACACAUCAGAGUGAAAGGCAAAGGGAGUAGAGAAAAACCCGAGGGUUGGCAUUAAUGCCUGACCACUAAGCAUUACAGCAUGGGGGGAAACGGCCCCAUGGCAACCGCAGGCAUCCCACGAGCACCGUGGUAACAGAUCGGUGGCUGUUCCAUCGCUAGCGUUACGAAAACCAAACAGAACUCGUCUGCAUGGAGAUGCAGCUACAUUAUGCAACUUCUCCCACAUGUAAACGGUGGUAGCGGAUGGAAAAUUCUACAGCUAUAAACAAAAAAUAAAUAAACAAUAAUUUUAUGAAAUUUAGGUGUAUGAUUCCAAAACCGAAUGGGCUUCUUCAAAUGCCAACAUUCUUGAUUCAUAUGACUGCAACCAACCACUUUUUUUAAUUUAUUAUUACGUUGUGUUAUUUUGCCUAAGUUGUAUAUGUGUCUGAUAUCUGUGAUUACCAAAGAUAAACUACAAAGAUAUUCUCUGAUCCAUGCAAUAGCAGACAAGGCCAAAUAUCCUCCAUUCUCUCCCUCUGGAUGCAAAGGAAAUCAAAAAGGUGGAGACCAGUCUCAUCAUGAGUGAAUCAGACAAGCGUUUGACUUUUUUAGCAAACUUUGAAGCCAAAGGGGUUGUCUGUCGAGCUUUUAUUUUGCGAUGACCAAAACGGAAAAUGAGGUGACGUGAUCGAGACAAAAUGAAAUGACCAAAUUUCAAAACAAGGAGUUAUCUUUUGGCCAAUGAAGGGACAGAGUCGCAUUCCAUCUGAAGGCUGACCGUCGUCGGAGAUAAUAGUACAGAUGAAUGAUAUCAGUAGGCCAACACCAUUUGCAAAACACAAAUGUGAAAAGUUGUAUACUUCAACUGGACCACACAAUGAUGACAUGUUUAUAUUUGUUUGUAAAACUUUAAUGUAUCCUUUUGAAAAAGAAAAAAAGAUUGUAUGCCACUUCGGUUUGUUCUUUUGCAAGAGUGCUGGUUUCCUGAGAAGGCCUCUUUGUUUUUUGUUCUCUUUCUUUUUGAUUUUUUUGUUAACCUUGGCAAAUGCUUUAUGAUUGUGUGUUUUUGUUUCUGUCAAGUUACUUUUUAUAUUAAAAAAUAACACUCCUGUCCACGAA